UUUUUAAAGAUGACGAUUUAGGAAAAACGGAAAUUCAAAAGUCUUGUUAUUGAAAUCAAUUGAUAAUUAUGUUUUUUUUGAGAGAUUUUUCACUUAACAUAUGUAGUGUGAAUAUAUUGUAGCUAAAGAUCACAUGCGAGUUGCCUGUACAUUUUAGCCUUACUGGGAUCUGCGCUGACAAUCGUUUUCAUAUAAUUACAUUAAAUUAUUUUUGAGUUCUUUUUAAAGUAAGAAUUAAAUUUUAUUUUAAUAAAAUAACGUGUUGUUUAAUAGAUUAGAUAUAAACUUAUAAGAAUUCAUUUGCAUAUAUUUAUUUUUUUUAGCAGCAUUAGAAUUAUGUCGAAAUAAUGUUGAAUCAAUAGUGCUUAUAUAUAAUAAAGUAUUUCAUCAUGAAGAUAAUCAAGAAAAUCUAAUAGAUUUUUCGACAUUAGAUGAUAUUAAAUAUUAUAUUGAUAAUCAAAGACGUACUUUUCAUAAAUUAAUAAAUAUUCAACGAACAUUAGUUGGUUAUGCAUCGAUUGAACCAACUUGUUGGUGGCUUAAUAAUGGAUUUUCAACUUCACGUUAUAAAACACUUGUUCAACACCAAAUUGAUAUUUAUAGAAUGUUAUAUCAUAUUAAUUCAUCUUUAUUACGAAUAAAUGAAUGCUCAAAUAUGGAUAAACAACAAGUUGAAAAUCUUCGUAUUUGUGCAUCUGAUGGUUUAUUUCUUCCUAAUCUUUAUGAUGAAAUUCGUAAUUUAAGUAAACAGUUAAAUGAUUGUUUUCAAGUUUGGUCAUCGUAUUUUUAUUUAACACAAACAAAAUCUUAUCAAAUACAUCGUGGUUCAAUUUAUCAUCGAAAACAUUUGAUUAAAACAGAUUUAAAUAUAUAUGAACAAUGUUUAACUGAACUUCAUCGAACUGUUGUUUAUCUUCAAAUAGAACAUCAAAAAUCAACAAAUCGAUUAAUAAAAUAUUAUUUUCAAAGAUUUUUUUCUGGUGAAAUACCUGAAAAUUUUGUUCCAUUUGUUAAAAAUGAUCAAGCUGAUUCAAUAUUUAUUGCUAUGUCAGCUAUGUAUUAUUCAAUAACACAACUUGCAAAAGCAGCUUUAACUUUGGGUACAACAAUGCAUGAUGUUUUUGAACUUGAAACAACUGAUUUAUAUCGACCUUUUUAA
Molecule: messenger RNA, 1159 nt
Organism: Rotaria sp. Silwood2
Lineage: Eukaryota; Metazoa; Rotifera; Eurotatoria; Philodinida; Philodinidae
Source: the annotation of a GenBank genome assembly